Candoia aspera is the source of this 2612-nucleotide messenger RNA. It is a transcript of the gene WDR93, whose product is annotated as WD repeat domain 93. The coding region runs from base 59 to 2179 and encodes 706 amino acids. Gene Ontology annotation, biological process: electron transport chain. The transcript has 17 exons. The record is from RefSeq and is a predicted model, not a curated record. NCBI's taxonomy places the organism in Eukaryota, Metazoa, Chordata, Lepidosauria, Squamata, Candoiidae. Gene Ontology annotation, molecular function: protein binding.
UUCUUACAAAAUUGCCAAACAGCUGAGCUGAGUGCAGGACAAGAAAGUUGAAGAAAAGAUGCCUUUCUAUCUUCGGAAGCAGCCCUUUGACAUUCCUCCUCCGACUGAAAAGGACUGGAUUAAAAAAGACGAAGAAGAAAAUUUCUUCCUGAAUGACCCUGAUGAACUCCUAGACUCCUUGCCUCAGCCUUUCUGCAUGAUCAAUAAGAUAUUGAAACACUUGUUUGAAAGAGCCUGGGAACGGAUUGAAGGAAGGCGCCCGUUACAAGAGACAAGGCGGCAAAAUUUCACACCCGUAGAGUGUCACCCUGCAACUGAAUUCAUGGUAGCAGGGAGGGUAAACUGCCUGGCAGCUUCUGAAGGGUACAUCUUUAUAGGGCAUUCCACUGGGAUUUCUGUCUUCAGCACAAUCAUCUGUGAGAACCUUUGUACUUGGGAGGUAACCAGACUUGAGAUUUGCACCAUUCAGGUGUCAGACCUUGGUGGUGCCCCUCAUCUUCUUGGGACAGUGGAUGAGAUGGGUUUUGCGCGUCUUUUUUGUUUUGUCAGGGACAACCUCUUGCAUAUAAAAUCCAUAAACGAAGUGGAAGAUAUCAGCAAACGAAAUGUCUGUGUGGCACUGGAGAUCUCUCACGGGAGUGACUAUGCAGGCUUCCUGCUACAAGGCAACUCUGAGGCUUGGCUGGAGAUUUACCGAUUGCCUAAGGAUUCCUGGCAGAAGGAGACCGAACAUCUCCAUACAAUUACAUUCCCAGGCCCAGGAUUAGUCAAGGAAAUGGGAGUCAGCCAGUUGUCAGUGCAGGAGAAAUCUGUGCAGAAGAGUGUUGAUAUCCAAGCAACCGAAGACAUGGAUUUGCAACAGCUCCUAAGCAAAAUGGAAUCUAAGCUGGUUCCCCCUGUUCUGCUGCUGAAGAUCAGAUCACCCAAACCUCUUUUAGCAAGCAUAUUUAAGAGCCCUUUUGAAGCUAUAAUGAAGAGCGAUGAUGGCAGCAUGAUUGGCAUGGGAUAUAAUACCUUGAUCAGAGACUGCCAGUUGGAGUGGCUGGAGGAGAUUUUUAACAGCAGGUUCCAACAGUAUCUGGAGACAGAGAAUGAGCUGGAGAGCAAAGAGGAAAAACCUAGCUGUGCAAAAUUCCAUUUUCACUUACCUGGCCGCACCUUGCAAACUGGAACUGAAUUAAAAGCUGAGCCAGAUAUGCCUGUCGCAUUCAGUGUUCACUGGAGCAACAGCCACAAUCUUUGCUUCUAUUUCCUGAGUCGUCCACCCAAGGAAAAAGCUGAUUCUGAUCCAAAGCCAGAUAUUGUUUGGCCAUGUGCUGCUCCAAUUGUAUGUUCAAUUGUCAGCUCUUGCUCUUCUUACUUAGCUUUUGCCUGUGAAGAUAGGAUCAUCACUGUGUGGGACAUAUCAGUUGGGUUUCCAUUAUCUGCGAUGGUGCUUCCAGAAGACUACAUUGCACGAAACAUCCAAUUCAUGCCGGGCUCACUACCAUCCAGAGAGAAAACGCCUUGCUGUAAUAAGGAUCCUGUCCAUACCACAGUGCAACUUCUGGCGUUAUGCACAGAUGGCUCUCUUCACCUGCUCACAUCAGGGGCCAGAGAAUUUAAGUCCCAGCUAUUAGGAUUCAGGCCUGAGGUUCCUGAUCAGACCAUCAGUGCUGUGGCAACCAUUCCAACUUUGCCUGAUGCCGUAGUAAUUUUCUUCUGGAAUGGCAUCGUUAAUCUGAUGGAUACCACGACAGAAGAGAUCAUUUGCCAAUUCAUCAUGCCACCUUCAUACAAAGUUGCAUCACCUUGGCAGCCAGUUUUUUCCAUGGAUACAAAUGGCAGGUGGUUGGCUGUUCAAGGGGAUAAGCAGUCUAAGGCCAGCAAAGCAGAAAUGGAAACCAUCUUUAUUUAUGACUUCGACUCCUAUCCUUUCAUGGAAACUUUUGCAGCAAAAGCUCAAAACCUACCUGCUGCCUUUGCAGAAUUGCCCUGGGACAGACGGUGUGAUCUUUUCUUAAGUAACAAUUUGCAGCGGCUGUCCACAGUUAGUCAACAGAUGCCAGAAUGCUGGAACCAGCUGCAGGAAUAUGCAGCUACCUUGAAAAAGAAGAUGUGUGGUGAACUGAAAGUGCAGGAGGAUGGUAAUGAAGAAGUAUUCCAUGCUGAGCCGGUACCUGAAGUACACUCAACAUAGACAGCAGCUUUGCCAUCCGAUUCCAUUUUUGGAUGCUUUCCAAUAGCAUCUAGUCCUCUGCAAGUCAUUUCCUUAUUUAAAAGGAAGGAACAAGGUCAGAAACCAAUAGUGGAAGAAUUCAGCAUGGGAAUAGACUCUCCAGGUGCCUUUGGAGGUUCAAGGGAUAAUCUCUGUUAUUCAGUUCAGAGUAUGAGAGGACAGCAGGCGAUAGAGACCAAACGCCUGGGAAAUUAAGGCAUGUGGUGCUACAGAACAUACAAGAAAUCUCUACCGAGGUACCUGUUUCUCCUCCUUUUUGCAUCUGCUCAGACUUUAAGCCUGCAGAUAAAGCCUACAUUUGGUCAUUCCAUUUUUUAAAAAAGAAAGAUGGACUUGAACAAUAAACGUCAUUACUACUCUUUUUACAAAUAAACAUAGCUGUUACUGAGACAAU